AUGAAAGAUUACAAAAAUAGUGACAGUAACAACUGUGGUUAUAAUCCUAGGAAUAUGAAUAAAUAUGAUAAAAAUUAUGUUGGAAAUAAUAAUACUACAGAUACGAAUACUAGUGACAAUAAUACUAAUGAUAAUAAUUUGAGUGAUAGUAAUACAAGUGACAAUAAUACGAGUGACAUGAAUUUAAGUUCUAAUAAUAUAAAUGAUAUAAAUAAAGGAAAAGGGUACAACAUAAUAGAUAAUAAAAAUAAUAAUAUAUUAUUGGGGAAUAAAAUGAAUUGUAAAUAUGUAAGUUAUGAAUGUGAACAUAUAUUAUUUUUAUCAUCUUUUCAAUUAUCAUUUUCAUUUAUAUUUUCUAUGUAUUGCCAAUUUUAUUAUUUAUCAAUAAUAAAUAUGGGUUUAUUUGUAACCUCUAUAUUACAUUGGAGAAAACCAGAACUAGGGUUAAGAAGAAAUAUUGACAUAGCUAUGAUGUUGUGUAGUAUAAUAAUGCACAUAAUAUAUUCGUUUUAUAUAAAUUCAUUAUGUGUAUUCAUUUGUUUUUGUACAUCUGUACUUCUAGCGAGCCUUUAUUUUAUAGGGAAAAAAUUUAGUUACAAUUCAUACAGUACUUUAUAUCAUUUGUUUAUACAUACUCUUGGUAAUUUAUCAGCCAUUACCAUAUAUUAUAUUUCCAAAAAAAAAUAUAUCAAUAAUUCAUAA
Messenger RNA from Plasmodium adleri (nom. inval.), 702 nucleotides. Its product is annotated as conserved Plasmodium membrane protein, unknown function. The transcript has a single exon. Lineage: Eukaryota; Apicomplexa; Aconoidasida; Haemosporida; Plasmodiidae. The coding region runs from base 1 to 702 and encodes 233 amino acids. The record is from RefSeq and is a predicted model, not a curated record.